ACAGCAUCAUCGUCAUCAUCUAACGGCGGCGCUAGUGCACCAGCUGCUGGUGCAGUUGCAGCAGCGGGUGCACGAAUGAAAUCACUGGAUGCACUUACAAAUCUAUGCUGGCCCGAUGGAGAGCAGUUCACGAGCAAGAUGCGGAAAUACUCAAACGCCGGAGGAACCAAGGCCAAAGAUACGGCCAGCAAUAGGAAGCAAGAUGCCAACGAGCUAGAUUUGGGCGUAGCAUCGUCACCGAGCCGUGCCAAUGGUACCGGACGGCGCACGAAAAAACAGACGAAACAGCAGAAAGAGCUCAAAUCAUCCGAUGCUAAAGAUAAACAAACGAAUACGACCAUAAAUGCGACACCACCGGUAGAGAAUAAGAACAUUACGCCCCUUCCUGGAUUCCAGCAAGCGUUCGGUUCGACCGAGAUCGGCAAGUUCUCCGAGGCGUUCUUCAACAGCAGCCCCACACCGAACGACGCCAGUACACCCGAACAUCAUCAUCACCCUUUGCAUCAUCAUCAUCAUCAUCUUUCUGAGCAACAGCAGCACCAGCAGCAGCAGCCGACGCCGCAACAGCAGCAGCAGCUCCAACUUCUUCACCAUUCUCAGCGUACUUCCACACCCCACCAGCAGGCCCACCACCAGCUAAGUGGUGGUACCGUUGAGCAGCUCUUGAUGGACUCACUGCACACGUACGAAUCCGACGUCGACACGCUGAGCCCGCAACAGCAGCAGCAACAGCAACAAUCAUGGGAUCAUGCGGUAGCGCCAGGAACGACGAUGGCUUCGCUCGAUCGGCUUUCGUCCUACGAGAGUUGCCAUAAUGGUGCAAGCAUCUCUUCUUCUGCUGCGGCGGCUGCUGCUGCUGCAGCUGGCUACAACCUGCAGAUCGGCACAUCCUUCCAUCCGUCGUACUACGAAUCGUCCUCCUACUCGUCGGACCACGCGGUAGACUCACCGCUCGGCAGUUACUUUAGCGAGAUGACGUGUAAUGAGUUUGUGAAUUAAGGAAAAUGGAGCCAGCGUUUGGCGCGAACCGUGCGCGACCGACCGUCCAUUAAAACCCCACACCCUCCGAAAGCGUGGAGGGAGAGAGUGAAAGAGAGAGGGAAAUGCGAAGCAAGAGAUCGAUACGAUCUUGCAAGUGAUGAAGAAUAUGGAAAAGAAAUACUCGAUGGAAAGUAAUGGAACUAAAAGCCGAAACGCAACACUCAUGAGUGAAAAGUGCGCAGCCAAAAAGCCAAAAUGUUAGGUAAUUCUCUCUAGAAACAACGCAUAAACCAAUAUUAACACUUGUUGUUCGUUUCCUGUAAAUAGCAACCCGUUGGUGGUCCUCGUUCUUAAGCAAAUUCCCAUUUUCAAACGACCAGCAGCCAGAAAGGAGCAACACGCGUUUUAACUAGUUUACUACUAAGAAGUUCAUUGUUGUGGUGAAGAAAUGAAUCGAAGUAUGGGAUAUAGGCGUCUUUCGAAAACGAAUCUCAUGAAGUCUUGUUAUGUGUGCUCCCUUUGGUCCGAUGAUGCGUAUUACGCUCCAGCUACCACAACCGUCUUGCACAUUAACGUGCGUGUAAUGCAAAUUACAAACGAGCACAACGAUCACCCAGCAGAGCGCACGAAACAGAUCGGUCUAGUUGAAUGGUUCUUCCAUUCAAUGCCACUAUGCCAAUUACGAGCCAACCUGACCACCUCAGAGUAUUCCAACCCUCCCCACCCUUUCCUCUUUCCUAUACUCCUUUACUAUAGAGGUCUUCAAAGGAUCGAUCCUGUUUUAGACUGGCUGGCAAGCAUUUUUAAUCGAACAUGUCCCCCAAAAUCGAAUCGCUGUUCUCUGUAACCAGAUUGUGUGCGAAAGAGCACAGUUCGUAGUAGGCUAGGCGGAUGGAAAGAUACAGCAUUAUGGUUGCCAAAAGAAGGAUUAACGAAGGAGCAGACGCUAGCACGAUGGCAAACCACGAGUAACACACAACAAUUCAACAUGGAAACACAAAAAUCUAACGGUGCCUUAACGACAAGUCAUUUACGUGUUUACGAAACAAACAAAAAAUCACCCCGACACACACCCACACACACACACACACGCGUGGUACGUGGUUUUUCUUUUGGUAGAUUUAGUUGUUUUAAAAGUGACUAAAUUGAGCCACGGAUACAGACGGGCGGGCAGCCUUUUCGUUGUUAGUUUUUGGUGCGAUGUAAAAUUAAGUAAACACAAAGCAGGCGCGCAGAAGGCGUGCAUCACCCCUCGCCGUUCUUCCGAGGCAAGCAAAAGAGGAAGAAACAAAGGGGGAGCUUACUUGCCGUACGCGAUACGUUGACGAUACCAUUACGAUUCUACAAAGCAGAAAUCUUGAGGGCAUUUUUUGUACAGAUUAGCUGAUUUUUGGAACGUUUUUAAACAAAACAGAGAAAAAACAUGGGUGGGAAAGUAGCAACAAAAGAGAGGGAGAGAGGGAAAGAGGAGGAGAGGGUAGUAGGUAGCGAGGUAGGUUAGGAUAGCUACUCCACGAAAAUCUCACAUUCCCAGCGGUUGGGCGAUAUCGGGGCGCACCUUGAGCUGUUUGAAAACGAUCGCCAGCAAGCAACACUCUCAUAGUAAAAAGCGACGGAAACGCCGCAAACACAGAGUUCUCGGGUGGCCAACAUUUGUUAAAGAAAAACGACGUAAACUUAUAAUCAAACGGAUCCGUGAAAGAUGAAUGAAAAUCGUGGAAAAGUGUCGGCGCGAAUGAAUUAAAAUUUUAAACAAGUCCCCCCGCAUUAAACAGAUUAAAUCAAAUCAAAAUACCACCCACACCCUGGUGACACGCGACGAUGGAGAACGGGUGUGAAUGAUGAACGUAUGGAAUAUUGAAAUACCUUUUUUCUAUGUGAUAAAUACUAACCGUAAACAGAAUUAACGUUUUCCGCCAUCCAAUUCGGCAUGCUGGAAUAGAUUAGGUCGAACGUCUUGAAAACCGUUACACACGUUGGCAAGUGCAUAUAGGAAGGAUCUUGCUAGCUGGAAUGCAUUUUGGAUUAGGUUGCCGUGGCAAUCGUUAAGCGAAGAACGGAACGGAAGUGAAGGAUAAGCGCAAAAUGGAGAGGAAUCUACCACUGAUAAAAAUGUGAAACAUGAAACAAGUUCAAAUCAACCAAAACUCAAAUUAAACCCAAACGAGCCGAACCGCUAGGCGAGAUGGCAUGCUCCCGGGGUGGGGGGAGCAAAGGCUAGCCUGCUGCGCAGCCUAGAUACG
Molecule: messenger RNA, 3224 nt
Organism: Anopheles darlingi
Lineage: Eukaryota; Metazoa; Arthropoda; Insecta; Diptera; Culicidae
Product: ecdysone-induced protein 74EF-like
Exons: 4
Coding region: 76-999 (307 amino acids)
Source: RefSeq, a predicted model, not a curated record